AUGUCCAAACCUUUAACCGACCAUGAAAAGCGCAAGCAGAUCAGUGUUCGAGGUAUAGCCGGACUGGGUGAUGUUGCCGAAGUCAAAAAAAGCUUCAACAGGCAUCUUCACUUCACCUUAGUGAAGGACCGCAAUGUGGCCACCCCGCGGGAUUAUUACUUCGCGCUGGCGCACACGGUGCGGGAUCACCUGGUGGGCCGCUGGAUCCGCACUCAGCAGUAUUACUAUGAGAAAGACCCGAAGCGCAUCCACUAUCUGUCUCUGGAGUUCUACAUGGGCAGAACUCUACAGAACACCAUGAUUAACCUUGGGCUACAGAAUGCUUGUGACGAGGCCAUCUACCAGCUUGGACUAGACUUAGAAGAGCUGGAGGAGAUUGAGGAGGAUGCAGGACUGGGAAAUGGAGGUCUUGGGCGACUUGCAGCUUGUUUCCUGGACUCCAUGGCAUCUCUGGGUUUGGCGGCAUAUGGUUAUGGCAUUCGCUAUGAGUUUGGCAUCUUCAAUCAGAAGAUCACCAAUGGCUGGCAGGUCGAGGAAGCUGACGAUUGGCUGCGUUACGGUAACCCUUGGGAGAAGGCCCGUCCAGAGUACAUGCUGCCCGUGCAUUUCUAUGGCCGAGUGGAGCAUGCAGAUGAGGGACCGAAGUGGGUUGAUACCCAGGUGGUGCUUGCGAUGCCUUAUGACACCCCCGUGCCUGGUUAUAAAAACAACACUGUGAAUACUAUGAGACUAUGGUCUGCCAAAGCUCCUAAUGAUUUCAACCUGCAAGAAUUUAAUGUUGGAGAUUACAUCCAGGCUGUGCUGGACCGAAACCUGGCGGAGAACAUCUCCCGGGUGCUCUACCCUAAUGACAAUUUUUUUGAAGGGAAGGAGCUCCGUUUGAAGCAGGAGUACUUUGUGGUGGCUGCUACUCUGCAGGACAUCAUCAGACGCUUUAAAUCUUCAAAGUUUGGCUGCAGGGAUCCCGUGCGCACCUCUUUUGAAGCUUUCCCUGAAAAGGUGGCAAUCCAGUUGAAUGAUACUCAUCCAGCUCUGGCGAUUCCUGAACUCAUGAGGAUCCUGGUGGAUAUAGAGCGGCUGGACUGGGAAAAGGCGUGGGAGAUCACCACAAAGACUUGCGCAUACACAAACCACACAGUGUUACCCGAGGCUCUGGAGCGCUGGCCUAUCCACAUGUUUGAGACCCUUCUGCCACGACACCUGCAGAUCAUCUACGAGAUCAACCAGCAACAUCUGGAUAGAGUUGCUGCGCUGUAUCCAGGCGACAGCGAUCGUUUGUGCAGGAUGUCCCUGAUCGAGGAGGGCAACCCAAAGAGGAUCAACAUGGCUCACCUUUGUGUGGUUGGGUCACACGCCGUUAAUGGAGUUGCACGGAUUCACUCAGACAUCGUCAAAACCACUGUAUUUAAGGACUUCUGUGACAUCGAGCCGGAGAAGUUCCAGAACAAGACAAACGGCAUCACACCUCGUCGCUGGCUGCUGCUGUGCAACCCCGGCCUGGCUGACAUCAUCGCUGAGAAAAUUGGUGAGGAAUUCCUGACAGAUCUUUUCCAGCUAAGGAAACUGUUGGACUUUGUCAAUGAUGCACAGUUCAUUCGGGAUGUGGCCAACGUCAAACAGGAGAAUAAGCUGAAGUUUGCAGCUUAUCUGGAGAGUGAAUACAAAGUAAAGAUAAACCCUGAGUCCAUCUUUGACAUCCAGGUCAAAAGAAUCCAUGAGUACAAGAGACAACUGCUCAACUGCCUUCAUGUCAUCACUUUAUACAACAGGAUUAAAAAGGAUCCAAACAAGAAGUUUGUUCCCAGGACAGUAAUGAUUGGAGGAAAGGCAGCACCAGGCUAUCACAUGGCAAAGAUGAUCAUUAAACUGUUCACCUCAGUGGGGGAGGUGGUCAAUCAUGAUCCUGUGGUGGGAGACAGACUCAAGGUCAUUUUCCUGGAGAACUAUAGAGUCUCUUUAGCUGAGAAGGUGAUCCCUGCUGCCGAUCUGUCCGAACAAAUCUCUACGGCAGGUACAGAAGCCUCCGGUACAGGAAACAUGAAGUUCAUGCUUAACGGCGCGCUGACCAUCGGCACCAUGGAUGGUGCUAAUGUGGAGAUGGCAGAAGAAGCUGGAGAGGAAAACCUGUUCAUCUUUGGCAUGAGGGUCGAGGAUGUGGAGGCCAUGGACAAAAAGGGAUACAAUGCCAGGGAAUACUACGAACGUCUGCCUGAACUGAAGCAGGUGAUGGAUCAGAUCAGCGCUGGAUUCUUCAGCCCCAAAGAGCCUGAACUCUUCAAAGACAUCGUCAACAUGCUCAUGAAUCAUGACAGGUUUAAGGUUUUUGCAGACUAUGAAGCAUAUAUCAGCUGUCAAGAAAAAGUUAAUGAACUCUACAGGAAUCCUAAAGAAUGGACCAAAAAGGUCAUCAGAAACAUUGCUGCUUCUGGAAAGUUUUCUAGUGACCGCACCAUCACAGAGUAUGCACGUGAGAUUUGGGGCGUAGAGCCGUCUGAUGUCAAGAUCCCUCCACCCAAUGAACCACGUGAAUGAGGGAGUGAGCAACGUGAUGGUUAGAUGGUGUCUACUGACUCCGUCUUUCCCAGUGUGCUGGUGUGCCUUGACUGGCUUUACCUGAUUCAGAUUCAGGUUUCUCUCUCAUUCUCAGCCUCCUUGAACUUCAUUACUUUAGACUACACACAACACAGAACUCUUUCAGGUGCACUUACGUUGUAGUAUGCUUUAAAUCACUUACUUUCACAUGCACAUCCAAUUACCAUGGUUCCAUUAUGCAAAUUCAAUUUGUUGGUCAUAUGAGACUCUUUAUACAUCAGUUGCAUUCCUUGUUUUACUUUUGAGAGUGGCUGUUGUGUCGAAUUGUUACAGAGAUCAUGCUUUAAGGACAACUGAUUUCAAGAACACAGUGGGACCGAACAAGAGCCUUUGAGUAUUUUAUGUAGCUAAAUCUGCAACCUAAAAAACCAGUGGAGACUUUACAAUCAUUCACAUUCUCAAAUAUUUCUUAAAUGCAUGUCAGACUAUUUGACCACCAACCACCUUUUCUCUGUUUGAAUUCAGUAGAAAUAGUCUUUUUGCUUUUAAAAUGCACGAUAUAACCAGUCAGAAACAACAGCCUUUUUUUUUUUUUUUUUUUUCAGAAGCAGGUUAAAGGGUGCCUUGUGUGCAUACUGUGCAAUAUUAACAACACUAGAAGAACACACCCCUUUGAAAUGCUUCAUAAAAAAAAUGAUAGUGGAGGAUCUAUGGCAGCUGGCUGAUGCAAACUCAGGUUGGCGCUGAUUCAGUUUUUUGCUUUACCAUUUCACAUUGUAUUACCAAAUCACGAGAUGUGUGUCAUUGUAUCGGUUCAUUUUACAAAGCACCUUGAAUUUUGGCAAAUGGAGAUUCAUAAAGCAAACCCUGCCUUGAGCUUCAGAUUGCAGUCUGUCUUGAAUGUAUGCUUAUGGAUGUGACUUUGAACAUUCACCCAUUGUACUGAGGCCUUUUUUUCUUGCUACCUUUUACACAAGUACUGUAUAAAAUUGAUGGUUUUAAAACCAUGUUAACAAAUAAUAAAAUGCUGAAAACAUAAACAAUAUGCUGUUGACUUAAAAUGAAUAAAGGCAAUUCUAAUCGGAUGUUGGAGCGAUAGAAUAGGUUGAUUGUUUUAAAGAUUGAAUGCUGUUGUCAUGUAACACAAUAUUCGUAUCUGUCAGAAUAGUAACGAAUGACCUGAACAGGUGCUGGGUGUGGUAAAAGUGUACACAUGAAUGAGGUAUUGCCUAAACCUGGUACAGUAAACAAAACGGCUUAUCAGCACGUUAAUUCAGUUAAAAUACCCCAAGCUUCUCAUACGUGCUUCCUCGCACUGCUUUAACUAGUUCAACAGGAUUCUUCUGUCCCAGUCUAGUAAAAUUAUUCAACCGGUCAUUACAAGAAAAGUAAUAAUGUGUAAAUGUGUCAUUUUUUACCAUAUAUUUUUUUUCUGCUGUAAACUUUUUUGAUGUUGUAUAAAAGCCUUGUAAAUAAUUGAUAUCAGAAAGUGAUCCAUUUCUUUUCCAGUCUUUUUAUUGUUUACAAGCAAACAUACUGUACUUCCAUCUGUGCAUGUGUCCAGUAAGGUUUAGCAGCUUAGAAGAAAACAAACAUUGUAAACCAUUUGGUACAGUUCGCAAAAAGUAACAGUUGUUGUAAUAACUGGGCAGUAUUUCAUUUAAUUACUAUAUAUGUAUAUAUUGAAUUAAAAUAUGCAAAAUUUGGUCAACAUCAACAAAGAUGGCAGAAUCAAAUCUGUGUUCAGAACAGUAACGUCCAAAUAUUCUGUGGUCCAUUUUUGCAUCCUAGUACAAUGGAAUACAGAAGUGAGCCGCUUAAUAUACAUACAGUAUAGGUAUAUAUGGGUUGGGGUCUUGUAUAUGGUUAUCCUUCAGCUUUAUAUGAAAUUAUUGCACCUGGUGAUCUUGUUCAAAUGAAUUUUUUAUGUUAUUUCUACAUAGUUCUGCACAAAAAUCUACUUCACUAACUAUAAAGAGAUUUUUGAUGUUUUUCUUUCAGUGCAUCAGUCACACACUGGCAGAGGAAAACUUAUUAAAAUGAUUGUGAUACAAAUUCUUUCUGAGAAUAAUCAGCAGAGAGACUAUAUCUACGAUUGAAGCUUGCAUGCACACAUGACCUUGUUAACAUUAUUUCCCCUUAACAAAAAUAAUUAAGCAGAAAGAUUUGAGAUAAAACAAAUACAACCUGACACACCGAGCAACAAUACAGCAGAUUUGGAGUCUUAAAGGGUCUGCGUUACAGUGAAAACAACUUGAAAUAUGCAGAUAAGAAUUAUGAAAUGGUCAGUGCACAGUGAAGAAUAUAUAGUUAGUAUAUUUACAUGACAAGAUGUAAGAGCAAGCCAAAGAUGUGUCAUUAUUGCUCAAUGUUUCGUAGAGUCAUGGAUCUUGGUAUCAAAGUCCUUGACUUGAGUAUUGCCUCAUUUACUUUGUGCAUGUUGAAAUACAUUGCACAUAUUCCACCUAAUUAAAAUACACAAUUAUGAAACAUUGCAAGAUACACUGAAAGGAUCAAUUAGAAUGGACUUGUUAACGUUACUUCUAAAUGUAAAUUAUUAUUUUUUUCCUUUAAAAAAAAAAAAAAAAAAAAA
This is a messenger RNA of Carassius auratus (goldfish), 5125 nucleotides long. Its product is annotated as glycogen phosphorylase, brain form-like. The record is from RefSeq and is a predicted model, not a curated record. The transcript has 20 exons. Gene Ontology annotation, molecular function: pyridoxal phosphate binding; glycogen phosphorylase activity. Lineage: Eukaryota; Metazoa; Chordata; Actinopteri; Cypriniformes; Cyprinidae. Gene Ontology annotation, cellular component: cytoplasm. The coding region runs from base 1 to 2532 and encodes 843 amino acids. Gene Ontology annotation, biological process: glycogen catabolic process.